Messenger RNA from Colletotrichum lupini, 618 nucleotides. RefSeq lists its product as uncharacterized. The record is from RefSeq and is a predicted model, not a curated record. Lineage: Eukaryota; Fungi; Ascomycota; Sordariomycetes; Glomerellales; Glomerellaceae. Bases 1 to 618 code for a protein of 205 amino acids. The transcript has a single exon.
AUGUUCGGCAAGGGUUCGACGCCGCCAGAAGUACGAAGGCUCCUUUGGGAAACCUCGACCGACGCGGGUAUCACUUGGCGAAAUCAUGGCAAUGACGUCGAAAUUAAUCCCCGAUGGAACCUUAGACGCUGCCUACAACGGGGGGACACUUCAUCUAUCUCGCAGGAGGUAGCCGUGGGGGCCGGUUAUCUCCAAGCCGCACCGAGUGGGUGUGACAUGUCAUGUUGUAUCCAUCUCACACGCAGGCGGGAGACGUCUACAAUGGGACAAGGACUUCUUUCAGCUGAGCCUCUGAAGAUGUGGCAACCGGUAGGUCCCCCCGACAUCCCUUCCCGCCUUGCCGCCAGCCGGUUUGCACCCAUCCCGCAUCUCUCCCGUGCUACCUCGACACCAAACAAUCAUACACACAAAAACGAGGUUCCUGCCGACAGCCGAAGGGUAACACGAAAACAAAACGGUCCAAUCUGUAGCCUUUCAAUAGCGUGGGAAAGCGUGGGAAACAAAAGACUAAAACUCAAGCAAGGACGGGGGAUAGGGAAACAUCGAAUGGUCCCCGAGAUGAAAGAUGCGCUGGAGCAGAGUUCGGACGGGAAACCUGUGGGUAAAGUAGGCAAUUAA